This is a messenger RNA of Porites evermanni, 969 nucleotides long. Lineage: Eukaryota; Metazoa; Cnidaria; Anthozoa; Scleractinia; Poritidae. The record is from the annotation of a GenBank genome assembly.
AUGCACACUAUUAUCAACUACUUUGUAAGAAAUCUCCCCGUAGCAGAUUUGGGCAUCCUGCGUAUUUCUUUUCCGUCAACGAUCGUGAAGGAGCAAGACCCGUAUCAUUGGCCACUGGGGGUUUUUCUCUGUCGGUGCGUCUUUCCCUUGUCGGAUUUAUUUUUUGGCGUGUCGGUUUGGUCGAUCACUCUCAUCGCUGUUGAUCGUCAUAGAGCCAUAGUCCGAGGAGUACUUCCCAAGCGCGGUUCCACCGUGUUCAAGUCAGCGCGUUGGAUGGUCGUCUGUGUUUGGAUUCUGUCGUUUCUGAUCAUUUCGGUGCCACAAUACGUGGUCAUGGGUUUCUUCGAUUACAGGCCAGAUUUCAACAUAAGUGACUGUACUCAAAGAUGGCCAAACGAAGAAGAUGGAGAUGAGAUGCGACAAGCCUACUUCAUGAGUUUGACCGUUUUCUGCUAUGUCCUGCCACUGACUAUUGUCGUUGGUACCUUUCAUAGCAUUUCGCGGAAACUUCGUGCCAGCAGCAAGUUCAACAGAACCAUAAGAGAGGAUUACGGCGAGAUCGACGAACAAAGACAUCGGGAAAGGCUAAGAGAAAGACAAAACUCCAAAGCAAAAAAGCUUCUAAUUCCAGUCGUCAUAGCUUUUGCUGUCACCAUGCUUCCCUUGAACGUUUUUCGCCUCGUUGUUUUGUACUGGAAAGAAAUUGCCCAACAAAAAUAUCUCUGGGUUUAUUUCAAUAUUUGCGUUUUUUCCGUCAUCAUAAAUUCAUCGAUAAACUUUUUCAUUUGCUCUCUUGCAAGUGACGAGUUUCGUCAGGGUUUCAAGCGAUUUUUCUCGUGGAAUACGGGCGAGAUUUCCUAUCCUCAGAGCGUGACUGAGCCGAGAGUCCCUCGUAGCUCACUUAGCCCUCUAAGCCCCGUAGAUUUAGGUAACAUUAAUCAAAGUUCUUUGAACGAAAGAGAUGAGUAA